Molecule: messenger RNA, 1347 nt
Organism: Rhizoctonia solani
Lineage: Eukaryota; Fungi; Basidiomycota; Agaricomycetes; Cantharellales; Ceratobasidiaceae
Product: NADH:flavin oxidoreductase/NADH oxidase
Exons: 7
Coding region: 1-1347 (448 amino acids)
Molecular function (GO): oxidoreductase activity; FMN binding
Source: RefSeq, a predicted model, not a curated record
AUGGUCCUAGAACGACAUGGCCAUGAGUUUAACAUGGACAAUGCCCGCCUCCUUGGGGAGAGUAUCCAAAUGCCAUUUUCAAAGCGAAUUGCGCAAACACGGUUUCUCAAGGCCGAUGCGAAAGACCUAUCAAAACGGGGGGUACCAUCAGACCGCUUAAUAGGAUUGUAUGAAAAGUGGGGACAGGGAGGGUAUGGGAUUAUCAUCACAGGAAACGUCAUGCUUCACCCCGAAGAGCUCGAAGCACCCGGAAACGCGAUACUGUAUGCGCCGCAUGAGACCCCAGAAAGCAUAGAACAAUUCUGUCGAAUGGCCACUGCGGGAAAAUCAGGCGGGAAUCUGAUGAUAAUGCAGAUAUCCCACCCUGGUCACCAGGUUCCGGCGUUCAUCAACCCAAAUCCUCUAGGUGCAAGCGAUAUAAAACUCAAGGACCAAGUCGUGCUUGUAGAUUGUAUGGACCGAAUCUACGCAAAGCCUACUCCUUUAGAUAAGGCAGGAAUCCUAGAAAUAGUUGAUCAGUACUCUUAUACCGCCGAAGUAGCUUAUUUUGUUGGUUUCGAUCGGGUCCAGCUGCAUGGGGCUCAUGGAUAUCUGAUUGCACAGUUCCUGUCUCGGACAACAAAUAACCGUACAGAUGAAUAUGGCGGGACAAUUAGAGAUCGUGCUCGUAUUAUUGGAGAUAUAAUUCGAGGAAUUCGAUCGAAGGUGACGGAUCCUAGCUUUGUAAUCGGCAUUAAGAUCAAUAGCGUAGAGUUUCAAGCAAAAGGGUUUCAGCCAGAAGAAGCCGCAGAGCUAUGCAAAGAGCUAGAAACAAUGCGAAUAGACUUUGUCGAACUCAGCGGAGGAACAUAUGAGGAGCUUGGAUGGAACCAUGGAGAGAGAGAGAGCACCAAGAAACGUGAGGCAUUCUUUGCCAUGUUCGCCAAAGAUAUCACGCCUCGACUUAACAGAACAGUGUCUUAUCUAACUGGCGGUUUCCGUUCUGCAUCCGGAAUGGCAGAUGCCAUCGAAUCGGGCAUAUCCCAUGGUAUUGGUGUUGCUCGUCCGGUGGGCUCAGAUCCAGUGAUACCCGCUGAAGUGAUAGACGGAUGUAUUAGUGGAGCGACGUAUGUUAGGUUACCAUCAGAAGACAUAAUCACGACAAUCCUAGCAACAGGAGUGCAGAUGGAAUCCAUGGCUUGUGGAAUACCAAUCAUCGAUCUAUCGGAUCCCGAAGAGGUUUUGCGCUUCAAAGAUGCAACACAACGUCAUCAUAAAGAAAACGGGGAGAAACUUUUGCAAGGCAUUAUAGAUCCGGGUUAUUUUGUUCUGGGACCGCUUGACAAGAAAAUUGGUUGUGGCCUGUGA